This is a messenger RNA of Porites lobata, 1029 nucleotides long. NCBI's taxonomy places the organism in Eukaryota, Metazoa, Cnidaria, Anthozoa, Scleractinia, Poritidae. The record is from the annotation of a GenBank genome assembly.
AUGGAUGACAGUGAGUGUUUAUCCGAGUUUCGUUUUCAUAAGAGUGACCUUUCCAUCCUUUCUGAGGCCCUACAUCUUCCUAACUACUUUAUUUGUCAACAAGGAACAAUAUGCGAUGGAAUUGAAGGGUUAUGUACCGCACUUCGAAGGUUUGCGUACCCAUGUAGACUCAGUGAUUUAAUUCCACGAUUCGUCCGCCCAGUUCCAGAGCUAAGUAUGAUUUCCAGCCUUGUGGUGGACACAAUUUAUCGGGAACAUAAUCACAGAAUAACUCAGUGGAAUGAUAUACUCCUGAACCUUGCACUUCUCGAAACCUACGCUCGUGCAAUUCAGCAAAACGGUAGUCCAUUACACAACUGCUUCGGUUUUAUAGACGGAACAGUACGGCCAAUUUGUCGACCUGACCAAAACCAAAGGAUUGUGUACAAUGGGCAUAAGCGAAUGCAUGGUCUAAAAUACCAUUCUGUGGCACUACCCAAUGGUAUGAUAGCCAACAUGUUUGGCCCAGUAGGUAAGUUUUAUAAUUGAGGCUGUUUGGUUGAAUUUGAAAAUUUCAUGCCGACCAUAAACUGCAAUAUCACUUAUGUUGAUCUCAUUUUAGAGGGCAGAAAGCAUGAUUCAGCCAUGUUGGCCGAUUCUGGUCUUCUGCAAGAUCUCGAGCAACAUGCAUUCUCAACAACACGAGAACCAAUGGCUCUCUAUGGCGACCCGGCAUAUCCUCUGCGUGUUUAUCUCCAGGUACCUUACAGAGGUGUGGGGAUUACACCCCAAAUGGAGCUGUACAACAAAGCCAUGAGUUCCGUUCGCAUGUCUGUAGAGUGGGACGUUUUAAAUUAUUUUAAAUUUCUAGACUUUAAGAAAAAUUUGAAGAUCUCACUUAGUGCAGACGGCAAAAUGUACAUUGUGGCUGCCAUUCUGCGAAACGCCUUAACCUGUAUGUACGGCAACUUACUUCGGAGUAUUUUGCUUUGGACCCUCCUACUAUUCACGAUUAUUUUGCUUGAUCAGGAACACAAAACGUCCAGUGUC